This is a messenger RNA of Mustela erminea (ermine), 3282 nucleotides long. RefSeq names its product formin like 2 (gene FMNL2). Gene Ontology annotation, biological process: regulation of cell shape; cortical actin cytoskeleton organization; cell migration. NCBI's taxonomy places the organism in Eukaryota, Metazoa, Chordata, Mammalia, Carnivora, Mustelidae. Gene Ontology annotation, molecular function: actin filament binding; small GTPase binding. Gene Ontology annotation, cellular component: cytosol. The record is from RefSeq and is a predicted model, not a curated record.
AUGGGCAACGCGGGGAGCAUGGAUUCGCAGCAGACCGAUUUCAGGGCGCACAACGUGCCUUUGAAGCUGCCGAUGCCCGAGCCAGGUGAACUGGAGGAGCGGUUUGCCAUCGUGCUGAAUGCUAUGAACCUACCCCCGGACAAAGCCAGAUUACUGCGACAGUAUGAUAAUGAGAAAAAGUGGGAACUGAUUUGUGAUCAGGAACGAUUCCAGGUGAAGAAUCCUCCCCAUACAUACAUUCAAAAGCUCAAGGGCUAUCUGGACCCAGCUGUAACCAGGAAGAAAUUCAGACGGCGUGUUCAAGAAUCCACACAAGUGCUAAGAGAACUGGAAAUUUCUUUAAGAACCAACCAUAUUGGAUGGGUCAGAGAGUUUCUGAAUGAAGAAAACAGAGGUCUUGAUGUUCUGGUGGAGUAUCUGUCAUUUGCACAGUAUGCGGUAACUUUUGAUUUCGAGAGCGUGGAAAGCACGGUGGAGAGCUCGGUGGACAAAUCAAAGCCCUGGAGUAGGUCUAUCGAGGAUCUGCACAGAGGGAGCAACCUGCCCUCCCCCGUGGGCAACAGCGUGUCCCGCUCAGGAAGACAUUCUGCGCUGCGAUAUAAUACUUUGCCAAGCAGAAGAACCCUGAAGAAUUCAAGAUUAGUGAGUAAGAAAGAUGACGUACAUGUCUGUAUCAUGUGUUUACGUGCCAUCAUGAAUUACCAGUAUGGUUUCAACAUGGUCAUGUCUCAUCCACAUGCUGUCAAUGAGAUCGCACUGAGCUUGAACAACAAGAAUCCAAGAACAAAAGCCCUUGUCUUAGAACUGUUGGCAGCUGUUUGUCUUGUCAGAGGCGGGCAUGAAAUCAUUUUAUCAGCAUUUGACAACUUUAAGGAGGUUUGUGGAGAAAAACAGCGCUUUGAGAAGUUGAUGGAACAUUUCAGGAAUGAAGACAAUAACAUAGAUUUUAUGGUGGCCUCCAUGCAGUUCAUUAAUAUCGUAGUCCAUUCAGUGGAAGACAUGAAUUUCAGAGUGCACCUCCAGUAUGAAUUUACCAAGCUAGGCCUGGAUGAAUACUUGGAUAAACUGAAGCACACGGAGAGCGACAAACUCCAGGUGCAGAUCCAGGCGUACCUGGACAACGUGUUCGACGUGGGAGCUCUGCUGGAAGACGCUGAAACCAAGAACGCGGCCUUGGAGAGGGUGGAAGAGCUGGAGGAGAACAUUUCUCAUUUGUCUGAGAAACUGCAGGACACGGAGAAUGAAGCCAUGUCCAAGAUCGUGGAACUGGAAAAGCAGCUCAUGCAGAGGAACAAGGAGCUGGAUGUUGUUCGGGAAAUCUACAAAGAUGCAAAUACCCAGGUUCACACAUUAAGGAAAAUGGUCAAAGAAAAAGAAGAAGCCAUUCAAAGACAGUCUACCCUGGAAAAAAAGAUUCAUGAACUGGAGAAACAAGGGACCAUUAAAAUUCAGAAGAAAGGGGAUGGGGACAUCGCCAUCCUGCCGGUCGUGGCUUCUGGCACAUUGUCCACGGGGUCAGAAGUGGCCGUGGGUAACUUUGUGGGACCAGUAACGGGGGCCGCCUCCUCGGGACCCCUGCCCCCCCCUCCUCCCCCACUACCUCCAUCGUCGGACACACCUGAAGCAGUGCAAAAUGGUCCAGUCACGCCACCCAUGCCGCCACCGCCCCCGCCCCCUCCCCCUCCCCCCCCUCCUCCCCCGCCGCCCCCUCCUCCUCCUCUCCCAGGCCCUGCAGCCGAGACUGUGCCUGCUCCUCCUUUACCACCCCCUCCUCCUCCCUCUGCACCCCCGCUGCCUGGGACAUCCUCACCCACAGUGGUUUUCAACUCAGGAUUAGCAGCUGUGAAAAUAAAGAAGCCAAUCAAGACGAAAUUCAGAAUGCCAGUUUUUAACUGGGUUGCCCUGAAGCCAAAUCAGAUCAAUGGCACGGUCUUCAACGAGAUUGAUGACGAGCGGAUUCUGGAGGAUUUAAAUGUGGAUGAAUUUGAAGAAAUAUUUAAGACGAAAGCCCAGGGUCCUGCCAUUGAUCUUUCUUCAAGCAAGCAGAAGAUAACACAGAAGGGGUCCAACAAAGUGACAUUACUAGAAGCAAAUAGGGCCAAAAAUCUUGCCAUAACGUUAAGGAAAGCUGGAAAGACCGCCGAUGAGAUAUGUAAAGCUAUACAUGUAUUUGACUUGAAGACAUUGCCUGUAGACUUCGUAGAAUGUUUGAUGAGGUUCUUGCCAACUGAGAACGAGGUGAAAGUGUUUCGGCUCUAUGAGCGGGAAAGGAAGCCCCUGGAGAACUUGUCAGAUGAAGACCGGUUCAUGAUGCAGUUCAGUAAAAUUGAGAGACUCAUGCAGAAGAUGACCAUCAUGGCCUUCAUUGGGAACUUUGCAGAAAGCAUUCAGAUGCUGACUCCUCAACUGCACUCAAUUAUAGCAGCAUCUGUUUCUAUAAAGUCGUCCCAAAAACUCAAGAAAAUUCUGGAGAUCAUCUUGGCCCUUGGAAACUAUAUGAAUAGCAGUAAACGAGGAGCAGUUUAUGGAUUUAAACUUCAGAGUUUAGAUCUGCUCUUAGAUACAAAGUCGACAGACCGAAAGCAAACACUGUUGCACUACAUUUCAAAUGUGGUAAAAGAGAAAUAUCACCAAGUGUCCCUGUUUUAUAACGAGCUUCACUAUGUGGAGAAAGCUGCCGCAGUCUCCCUCGAGAAUGUUUUACUGGACGUCAAGGAGCUCCAGAGGGGCAUGGACUUAACCAAGAGGGAGUACACCAUGCACGACCACAACACGCUGCUGAAGGAGUUCAUCCUCAACAACGAGGGGAAGCUGAAGAAGCUGCAGGAUGACGCCAAGAUAGCACAGGAUGCUUUUGAUGAUGUGGUGAAGUAUUUUGGAGAAAACCCCAAGACGACUCCACCCUCUGUCUUCUUUCCCGUCUUUGUCCGGUUUGUGAAAGCCUAUAAGCAAGCAGAAGAGGAAAAUGAGCUGAGGAAAAAGCAGGAACAAGCCCUCAUGGAAAAACUCCUAGAGCAGGAAGCUCUGAUGGAGCAGCAGGAUCCAAAGUCUCCUUCCCACAAAUCAAAGAGGCAGCAGCAGGAAUUAAUUGCAGAAUUGAGAAGGCGACAAGUGAAAGAUAACAGACAUGUAUAUGAAGGAAAAGACGGUGCCAUUGAAGACAUUAUCACAGAUCUUAGAAACCAACCAUACAGACGAGCCGAUGCGGUGAGGAGAAGUGUCAGGCGGCGCUUUGAUGAUCAGAACCUGCGUUCUGUUAAUGGUGCCGAGAUAACCAUGUGA